Molecule: messenger RNA, 1000 nt
Organism: Heterotrigona itama
Lineage: Eukaryota; Metazoa; Arthropoda; Insecta; Hymenoptera; Apidae
Source: the annotation of a GenBank genome assembly
AUGCUGGGACAUAUCAGUUGGAGUACGCAGCAGCCAGAGCCACUGAACUCACAGCCACCAACGACAGAUCAACAAGAACCGCAGAAUCAAACAAGUCAGAAAAUAGAACAAGAAUUUACCAAAAUGACAGAUCAACAAGAGCAGCAGUCACAGCCACAGCAGCAGCAACAGGUGCAACAACAACAACAGAUGCAACUCAAAAAUGAAGAACCAAGAACAAAUUUGAUCAUCAAUUAUCUUCCACAAAGUAUGACAGAGAAAGAUCUGUACAGCUUGUUUGUAACUAUUGGACCCGUGGAAUCUUGUCGUGUUAUGAAAGAUUAUAAAACAGGAUAUAGUUAUGGCUUUGGGUUUGUUAAUUAUGCAAAAGCUGAAGACGCAGCUACAGCUAUAAGUACAUUAAACGGACUCCAAGUCCAGAACAAAAGGUUAAAAGUGUCUUUUGCACGACCAUCUGGGGAAGAGAUUAAGGAAACUAAUCUUUAUGUAACAAAUUUGCCAAGAAAUAUAACUGAAAGUCAGAUCGAUGAUAUAUUUAGCAAAUAUGGAAAUAUCGUGCAAAAAAACAUUUUAAAAGAUAAGCUCACUGGAUUACCAAGGGGUGUAGCAUUUGUGAGAUUCGACAAGCGGGAAGAAGCACAAGAAGCGAUCGCCCGGCUACACGGCACGAUACCAGAUGGUGGAUCAGAGCCACUUAGCGUAAAAAUCGCGGAGGAACACGGGAAACAGAAAGCGGCGUACUACGCUGGAUGGCAAGCUGGUUACAAUCAGAGUCGAGGUAAGUAAUUUCGAUUUCCUCGAUAGACAAUUAGUCUUGCCCGAAUUUCUUUCGUUUUCUACCUGACAGUAGAAAUUAUCUUCUCGAUGAACAGAUUGUGGAAAUACGAAUUUCUUUAAUAAAAUUAUAACAAGUAAAACAAAUUGAUUUGUAAGUAACUGUGACACUCGAUUUUUACUGACAGGUCAGAUCUGCAUUUUGGCUUACUAUGAAUCUUACUAA